CUCAUAAAACCCAAAGCUUAUUCCUCCACUCACUGCCAAGGUGACGCGCCGAGCGGCUCACACACACUCAGUGGGCAUGAACACGGCCGGGGGACGAGGUUUUGGUCAAAGGUUUGCUGUCGGCUCUACUUUUCUUCUCCACAAAGAACCAAAUAAGUGACGCGUAAAAGGCGCAGAUAUUUCCCCGGUGUGAGGAUAAUCUGGAGGCUCUGCAGAGGGAAUGUGACAGCUGGCCCGGGCCACUGAAGGACUGAUCGUCGGUGUCCGCACAGCCACACUAUGCAGCAUCAUUUGGACAUGGGAGCGCAUUACUAUCCGCCGGAAGUCCAUCCUGACCACAGAACUCACCGCUACAGGAGUUUCAUGAUAGAGGAGAUCCUGACUGAUCCCCCGCAGCACAAAGCGUCGGCUCCGGCCGGGGAGCUCUUGAAAUUCGGGGUUCAUGCUCUGCUGUCCGCCCGGCCUUUCCAUAACCAGCUGGUGCUUAAAGCCGACCAGACGAGCCUCCUCAAGUUCCCCUUGUCCCCGCUGUCCUGCUCCCUCGGCUCCCCGCUCGGCUCUCCGCUGCUGUCCGCCGCUUCGGGCCUGCAGAUCGGCCCGUCGUCUCAUCACUUGCCGCUGGACCUACACCUCCGCGGGAAGCUGGAACACGGAGCCGACGGAGGCAGCAAGACCAAGAAGGGCCGCCGGAGCCGCACCGUGUUCACCGAGCUGCAGCUCAUGGGUCUGGAGAAACGCUUCGAGAAGCAGAAGUAUCUCUCGACGCCUGAUAGAAUAGAUCUGGCUGAGUCUCUGGGCCUCAGUCAGCUGCAAGUGAAAACGUGGUACCAGAACAGAAGGAUGAAAUGGAAGAAAAUUGUGCUGCAGGGAGGAGGCCUGGAGUCUCCAACUAAACCAAAAGGCCGCCCAAAGAAGAACUCCAUCCCCAGCAGUGAGCAGCUCUCUGAACAAGAACGAUCUGCCGCGGACACUGACCGCCAGUCUGAAGGCUCCAGCUCCCACUCAGAGAACACUCAGGAGGAAUGAGAUACUCUAUAUGCAGAGCCUCCAGGAUGCUCACUGGGUAUCUAUUGGAUGGAGCCGCACUCCAAAAACAGCACGGAGAGGAUGUGCUGGUGCUCUCGUGCAGGCUCCAGAGACAUGCAGGCCCCUGCAGAAGCCUAAAGUCCUCCAUGUGUCUGUGUCUUAGCUCUACCAUACACUCCCUCAUGAUGAACUCGCUGCUGCUGAGGAGGGAGCUCAAACCUUUGCAGUAGGUCUAACCUUUAUAUUCUACGGAUCCACUCUCACUCAUCUGUUCAUGUAACUAUGCUAUGUUUAAUUAUUAAAUA
Molecule: messenger RNA, 1331 nt
Organism: Centropristis striata (black sea bass)
Lineage: Eukaryota; Metazoa; Chordata; Actinopteri; Perciformes; Serranidae
Gene: barx1
Product: BARX homeobox 1
Exons: 4
Coding region: 280-1026 (248 amino acids)
Biological process (GO): regulation of DNA-templated transcription
Molecular function (GO): DNA binding; DNA-binding transcription factor activity, RNA polymerase II-specific
Source: RefSeq, a predicted model, not a curated record